Messenger RNA from Closterium sp. NIES-67, 1216 nucleotides. The record is from the annotation of a GenBank genome assembly. Lineage: Eukaryota; Viridiplantae; Streptophyta; Zygnematophyceae; Desmidiales; Closteriaceae.
UGCGAUACGUUUCUCAAACUCGGAACUCAGGACACUCCCUGUGCCUGCUUCUGCCCCUUCACCUCUCAGCCCUUCUUCUUCCUCUUCCUUCCCUAACUUCCUCCCUUUCCUCUCUCCCUGCGUCAGCAGCAGUAGCACCCUAGUGCCACGGAAACAGGCACAGCAGCAGCAGCAGCUAACACAGGUUAGGGUUCCCGUUGUUCCAAAUCUCCCAAAAUGAAGGGCCAUGGAUUGCGCUCGCGAACCCGUGACAUGUUUUCGCGCGGGUUUCGCCAGCAUGGUUACAUCCCCGUGUCGACCUACCUGCGAACGUACAAGCUGGGCGAUAUGGUGGACAUCAAGGUCAACUCCGCCGUGCAGAAGGGCAUGCCCUUCAAGUUCUACCAGGGCAAGACCGGCCGCGUCUGGAACGUCACCAAGCGCGCGCUUGGCGUCGAAGUCAACAAGCAGGUGAACACCCGCAUUGUGCGCAAGCGCCUUCACGUGCGCAUUGAGCACGUGACCCCGUCGCGCUGCAACGUGGACUUCAAGGCGCGCGUGAAGGCCAACGAGGAGCACAAGCACGCCAACGCCGAGGCCCGCAAGGCUGCUGGCGGUGCGGCCAAGACCAAGAAGUACAAGAAGCCCGCGCCCAUGACCCUGGAGUACCUGCAGGCUCUGGAGAAGCGCAACGCGCGCGCCAAGAAGUCGGAUGAGGAGAAGGCGAAGCUCCAUGAAGAGGACAGGAAGAAGCGGGCAGUCAAGGCCCUGGAGCCCCCUGCCCCGGCUGUGGUUGGCGGGAAGAGGAAGCCGCUUGGUCCCCGGCCAGGGUUCCUGGUGCCGGGUACGACCAUGGAGACGGUGACGCCUAUUCCGUACGAUGUGGUUAAUGACCUCAAGGGAGGGUAUUAGAAAGGAGGAAUGUGUAAGGGAGUGUAAGGCCGAUGUGGGCGGAUGUACUUGCAGCAGCAGGAUCAGCAUGCUAGGGUGCUGGAGAGCUCUGGCCUCGUGGUGUAUGUACUAUGUACUUGCGUGCGAGCUUGUAGUGUCCAAGUUGGCUGUUGAUCUCUGCUGGCUGUGUUCCCGCUCUUUAUAUUCACGUUUACAAGUGAAGCUGCUGUUGUUUCCAGUUCACUAUACCUAUCUGAUGAAAUCCGUAACUAGUCUAGUAUUUUCACGAGUGCUCAACUUGUAUGGAUUUUUUUUUCUACGAAGGCGCUACACUAGAUCGCGGUUU